Molecule: messenger RNA, 741 nt
Organism: Cotesia glomerata
Lineage: Eukaryota; Metazoa; Arthropoda; Insecta; Hymenoptera; Braconidae
Source: RefSeq, a predicted model, not a curated record
CUACUUGCUACUUUCAAUAUUACAUCUGUAUUGAUAUGAAAGAUGCAUGCUACUACUUAAAUGAAUUUUUUGGCUGGUAACGAUUUUAUCCGAAAAUGACCGAAGGUCAAACGAAACCCAAAUAUGUCCGGCUAAACUAAAACUAAUUUGUCAUACAACGCCUCUAGUAUCAAUUAUUCGCAACUAAUAUCAGCUGAUUAUUUAUUUUUGUUGAAACCGCCAAUUUUAUUUUACGUUACUCAUGUGUUGAUAUAAGUUAAAAGCGUGCUGACUAUUUAAAAGUGAGUUGAGAAUUUCAAGUGCAAAAAUCAGUAAUUUCCAAAAGAAAGAAGAAAAUUAAAAGAUGGAUUUUGAGGAAGAUGAAGACAUAUUCGAAGUAAGCGAUGACGAGCCGGGGGGUAAUAAAGAAAUAUCUUGUAGUUAUAACCCCAUAGACGAUCAUUUAAUGAAACAAUUAAAUGACGUCAAAGAUUGUAUCGCAAAUGUCACAAAUGAAACGGAAAAUGUGCAAUCUCUUGGUGAUAAAAUUGUUAAGAAGCUUUACAGAAAAUGUCAGUACGUUAUUGACAGCGAAAGUUCUGAUGAUGAUGAUGAGCUUUAUGAUGCGAAUAAUGAACCAGUUAUCAAGAGGAAAAAAAUGACCGAAGAUUUUCAGGAGCCGUUGAUCGUCACUGAUGUUUGGCAAAGGAUUAUUGAUGACAAGUGGGUGAUAGGAGUUAAUCUUGAAAAUAAUUCUAAAAG